Molecule: messenger RNA, 858 nt
Organism: Rotaria socialis
Lineage: Eukaryota; Metazoa; Rotifera; Eurotatoria; Philodinida; Philodinidae
Source: the annotation of a GenBank genome assembly
AUGGCAGAACGUGGUGGAACUCGCGGUGGAUUUGGCACACGGGGAGGACGUGGUGGUGCUUCACGUGGUGAAGGUGGCGAAGGCCGUGGACGAGGUCGCGGUGACAGCCGUGGUCGAGGUCGUGGUCGUCGUGGUCAACGUCCAAAAGAAGAUUCAACUAAAGCAUGGGUCCCUGUUACAAAACUGGGUCGAUUAGUUAAUGAUGGCAAAAUUCGUACAAUCGAAGAAAUUUAUCUAUUUUCAUUACCAAUCAAAGAAGCCGAUAUUAUCGAUCGUCUCUUACCUGACCUUAAAGAUGAAGUACUUAAAAUUAUGCCCGUACAGAAACAAACACGAGCUGGUCAACGUACUCGUUUCAAAGCCAUCGUUGUCGUUGGUGAUGGUAAAGGUCAUAUUGGUCUCGGUGUUAAAUGCUCGAAAGAAGUAGCAACAGCCAUUCGUGGUGCUAUUAUACUUGCCAAACUUUCCGUUAUUCCCGUACGACGAGGUUAUUGGGGUAACAAAAUCGGUGCACCGCAUACAGUACCAUGCAAAGUCACAGGCUCAUGUGGUAGUGUUCUCGUACGUUUAAUUCCAGCUCCUCGUGGUACAAGUCUUGUAUGUGCCCCAGUACCAAAGAAACUUUUACAAAUGGCUGGUAUUCAAGAUUGUUGGACCGCUGCCAAAGGAUGUACCGCUACACUUGGCAAUUUCGCUAAAGCAACGUAUGCUGCCAUGUCCAUGACAUAUUCAUAUUUAACGCCUGAUCUAUGGAAAGAAACUGUUUUCACUAAAGCACCGUUUCAAGAAUAUAGUGAUCAUCUUGCCACUACAACUAAGAAAUACACUGUUGGUGUAGUUGACAAAAGUUAUCAAUAG